Molecule: messenger RNA, 1889 nt
Organism: Lepidothrix coronata (blue-crowned manakin)
Lineage: Eukaryota; Metazoa; Chordata; Aves; Passeriformes; Pipridae
Gene: IL6
Product: interleukin 6
Exons: 4
Coding region: 1-702 (233 amino acids)
Biological process (GO): T-helper 17 cell lineage commitment; positive regulation of cell population proliferation; immune response
Cellular component (GO): extracellular region
Molecular function (GO): cytokine activity; growth factor activity; interleukin-6 receptor binding
Source: RefSeq, a predicted model, not a curated record
AUGAAGUUCGCCCCGAGCUGUGGCUGCGCCCGUGCCCGCUCCGGCCGCCGCCAGCCCGCGCUGCCGAUCCUCCUGCUGCCGCUGCUGCUGCCGCUGCUGCCGCGGGCCGCCGCCGUCCCGCUGCCCGGGGCCGCAGACUCCUCGGGGGAGGCCGAGCCGGAGGAGGCGGCGGCGCGGCGGGCGGCGCUGCCCCACAGCCUGCGGCUGGCGCAGCUGCUCCGCGACCGGGCGGCUCAGCUGCAGCGAGAGAUGUGCGAGAAGUUCACCGUCUGCGAGAACAGCAUGGAAAUGCUCCUCCGGAACAACCUGAACCUCCCCAGAGUGACGGAGGAAGACGGGUGUCUGCAUGCCGGCUUCGAUGAGGAUAAAUGCUUGAAAAAAAUCUCCAGCGGGCUUUAUACAUUUCAGACAUACCUCAAAUAUGUGCAAGAAACUUUUAUUAGUGAAAACCAAAACCUUGAAUCGCUAUGCUAUAGCACAGAGCACCUGGCACAUACCAUAAGACAAAUGGUGAUCAAUCCCGAAGAAGUGAUCAUCCCAGAUGCAGCCACCCAGGAAUCCCUCCGCACAAAGCUGAAGUCCAGUAAGACCUGGAUAGAGAAAAUCACCACCCACCUCAUCCUCCGAGACUUUACUUCAUUUAUGGAGAAAACAGUGAGGGCUGUGCGCUAUUUGAAAAAUACCAGGAGUUUCAGUGCCUAAAUGUUUUAGUUCAGGCACAAUCCUUUGUUACACAUCUGUCAUGUGGCAGACAAGAGUGUUGUUCUGUUUUAAGAACCAGAAAUAGUAACAAUGGUUUGCAUUUAUAUACAUUCUUAUUUCCUUCUAGGAAGUUAUUUAUUGUAUUUAAAAUAUUUAUUAAUUUCUAAUGUUUCUUAUUUAUAUUUUCAAUAUUUAGAAAUAAUUUAAGCAAUUUUCUAAUGGUACUAUUCAGAAUAGCAACUUAUUUAAUACGUACUCAACAAAAGAAUAUUUUCAGAACCCAGAAAAAUUGUUGCAUACCUUAUGUUUUUAAACUAUUUGAAAGAUGCUAUUUAUGACUUAUUUAUAUUUUUAAAACAAAUAAAAGCUGAUUUUAAAAAAAGGCCUGUAUAACCCGUGUGAACUUUAAAUAAGACUAAGGUACUCUAAUCUAUUCAAGUUUUUAAUGCCUGCAAUUAUCAGAAUAACCACUUUCAAGAAUUUAUCUGUAUAAUGAGUUCAGUUAUCUAUAUAGCAUGUAUGUACACACAUAAACAGACAACUUGGUCAACAUAUAAUUCAUAAAACUGGAUAUAAAGGAACCAGAUGUAGUGAACAUGGAACUUAACAGUGUACACAAUAAACUACCAUUGCUCCUGAGAAACAAAUGAACAAUAAGUCCCCCAUAUUUAAUAAGGAAAACUCCAUAAAACUGUAAUUGUUUGGAUCUUCUUACAAGUUUAACAAUCUCUUUUAAAUAAAUAAAAUGGUGAGACAAUCACAUUAACCACUUUGACAUGAAUACUAUCUUUUGACUAGUUUUAUUGCUGUCAUCCAAGGGAAUUUUCCAAGUUUGAUUAAACAUUUCUCCCUCCUCUCUCAAGAAGCAGAAAAAAAUCUUAGGUUCUUUCCUUAGGUGCUAUAAAUCAACAUAUUGCUGCUGAGAUGUCAAUGACCAUGGUUGAUACAAUGCAUCUGUCUUUUAUAUUCCACUAGGAUGGACAGGCCACAAACCACAAAUGCAUAUUCUUGAAUACUGUAUAGAAAAAAACCAAAACAAAACAAGACCUAAGCCUGAGUAUCAAACUGCUGAAACUUUCCUUAGCUGCAUCACCUGCAGCACUGGAGCUGUGCAAGUACCAGGUACACCCAAACUCUGAGGAAUUCACAGGCCUCACAAUGGAUGCAGGCAGCAAAAGUCACUCGAG